CGAGAACUCGGGGAGGCUCCUGCACCACGGGCAGCCACUUCUGUGACCACCUGUCCUGCCGCCUUUCCGCCUCCCCCCUCCCCCCUCCUCCACCCGCCCUCCCUGAAAACCAUGUCCAAGAUUGUUCGCGUCCCCUCGCCGGCGGAGUUCGACUCCAUCAUGGCCGACCUGGCUGACGAGCCGCUCGUCUUCGUGGUGUUCAUCUCCAGCGUCGCCCCGGAGACCGGCGAGACCUGGUGCCCCGACUGCGUGAUCGCCGACCCGGUCAUCCGCAAGACCGUUUUCGAGCUGAAGAAUGCCAUCCUUGUCGAGUGCCCCGUCGGUUCCCGCGAUGAGUACAAGAACCGCCCGGAGCACCCUUACCGUGUCCACCCGAAGAUUCAGCUGCGUGCUAUUCCCACGCUGAUGCGUUGGAAGGGCGAUGGCCCAGUUGGCACUCCCCUUGUGGAGGAGGGCUGCCUGGUUCCCGAGGACAUCCACAAGCUGGCCGAGCUCUGAUGGUCUCCCUCCGUAUGUCCCUUGCCUGGCCGGGGAUUGCGCCCCCCCCCCCUGGGCCUUUCAAAUGCACAUCUAUGUCCUCC
Messenger RNA from Fonticula alba, 581 nucleotides. RefSeq lists its product as hypothetical. Gene Ontology annotation, cellular component: cytosol. Gene Ontology annotation, molecular function: protein-disulfide reductase [NAD(P)H] activity. The transcript is spliced from 4 exons. The record is from RefSeq and is a predicted model, not a curated record. Bases 112 to 498 code for a protein of 128 amino acids. Lineage: Eukaryota; Rotosphaerida; Fonticulaceae.